AUGUCCCUCACUCUCGCGCUAACAUGUGAUGUAAUAGCCCAGCCUCUCCUCCAUCCGGUCGCGCUGCCAUAUAAACGGAUCUUAGCGCCUUCCACCACAAUCCUGCCUUCAUCCUCCGAAUCCUUAACGUCGGUCUGAAGGAAAUAACCUAACAAAAUGCGUGAAUGUAUUUCAAUGCACGUUGGCCAGGCCGGAGCCCAGAUGGGCAAUGCAUGCUGGGAGUUGUAUUGCCUGGAGCAUGGAAUCCAGCCAGAUGGUCAAAUGCCCAGUGACAAAACCAUUGGAGGUGGAGAUGACUCCUUCAACACCUUCUUCAGCGAGACUGGUGCUGGAAAACAUGUCCCAAGAGCUGUCUUCGUUGACCUGGAGCCCACCGUCAUUGAUGAGAUUCGCACUGGUACCUACCGUCAGCUGUUCCACCCUGAACAGCUGAUUACUGGUAAGGAAGAUGCUGCCAACAAUUACGCCCGUGGUCACUACACUAUUGGCAAGGAAAUCAUUGACCUGGUGCUUGACAGGACUCGCAAACUGGCUGAUCAGUGCACGGGGCUCCAGGGCUUCUUGAUCUUCCAUAGUUUUGGUGGUGGCACUGGCUCUGGCUUCACCUCCCUGCUUAUGGAACGACUCUCUGUCGACUACGGCAAGAAGUCAAAGCUUGAGUUUGCUGUAUAUCCAGCUCCCCAAGUGUCUACAGCUGUGGUAGAGCCCUACAACUCCAUCCUCACUACCCACACCACCUUAGAGCACUCUGACUGUGCCUUCAUGGUGGACAACGAGGCAAUCUAUGACAUCUGCCGUAGAAACCUCGACAUCGAGCGCCCCACCUACACUAACCUCAACAGGCUGAUCGGGCAAAUCGUGUCCUCCAUCACAGCAUCCCUGCGUUUUGACGGAGCCCUGAAUGUAGAUCUGACUGAGUUCCAAACCAAUCUGGUGCCCUACCCACGUAUCCACUUCCCUCUGGCCACCUACGCCCCAGUGAUCUCUGCGGAGAAGGCCUACCAUGAGCAGCUCUCUGUGGCUGACAUUACCAAUGCUUGCUUCGAGCCAGCCAAUCAGAUGGUGAAGUGUGACCCUCGUCAUGGAAAGUACAUGGCAUGCUGUCUGUUGUACCGUGGAGAUGUUGUUCCAAAAGACGUCAACUCUGCCAUCGCCACUAUCAAGACAAAGCGGACCAUCCAGUUUGUGGACUGGUGUCCCACUGGCUUCAAGGUGGGCAUCAACUACCAGCCCCCAACUGUGGUUCCUGGAGGAGAUCUGGCUAAGGUGCAGCGAGCCGUGUGUAUGCUGAGCAACACCACAGCCAUUGCUGAAGCUUGGGCUCGUCUGGAUCACAAGUUCGAUCUGAUGUAUGCCAAGAGGGCUUUUGUCCACUGGUAUGUGGGUGAAGGUAUGGAGGAGGGUGAGUUCUCAGAAGCCAGAGAAGACAUGGCUGCCCUGGAGAAGGAUUAUGAAGAGGUGGGCACAGACAGUGUUGGAGAGGAGGAUGAAGAAGGAGAGGAAUAUUAAGUAGAUGCCACAUUGUGGCUUGUUGAUCUCUGCUCAACCAAGCAAGACAACUUGUGCCCAGUUUUAAAAAUGUAGGAGUUGUUCUGUGUUAAAACAACAUUCCAUGAAAUAAAUUAUGUUAUUUUUAUUUGAUCAUGGUGUUCAAUAAAAAUGAAGAAAAAAAAUA
Xyrauchen texanus (razorback sucker) is the source of this 1675-nucleotide messenger RNA. Its product is annotated as tubulin alpha chain-like. Gene Ontology annotation, biological process: mitotic cell cycle; microtubule cytoskeleton organization. Gene Ontology annotation, cellular component: cytoplasm; microtubule. Gene Ontology annotation, molecular function: structural constituent of cytoskeleton; GTP binding. The transcript is spliced from 4 exons. Lineage: Eukaryota; Metazoa; Chordata; Actinopteri; Cypriniformes; Catostomidae. The record is from RefSeq and is a predicted model, not a curated record. Bases 157 to 1509 code for a protein of 450 amino acids.